Messenger RNA from Carassius auratus (goldfish), 2840 nucleotides. Its product is annotated as E3 ubiquitin/ISG15 ligase TRIM25-like. Lineage: Eukaryota; Metazoa; Chordata; Actinopteri; Cypriniformes; Cyprinidae. The record is from RefSeq and is a predicted model, not a curated record. Gene Ontology annotation, molecular function: zinc ion binding; protein binding. Bases 480 to 2111 code for a protein of 543 amino acids. The transcript is spliced from 7 exons.
AUACUCCGAGACAUUUUGUUUGACAGCUGGAAAAGCAUUACUUUUUAAACAAGAAAUUAUUCCCGGCAGGUUUGAUGCCAGUGUGAUUGUCCAGCCAGCAUGAAAUUAUAAUUGAUUGAAUCAUUUUACACACAGAUGGCUGGAAGUGUGUUAAAGCUGUUAAAACAAUGAAACAUGUUUUAUCUGUUAUUAGACACAUUAUUCAAGUAGUCUGAUUAUAAGUGUUGAAAUAUACAUAUGAUUCUGAGCAAAGUACAGAGGGAGGAGCAACGAAUGAACAUGAACACAUCUGAACACUGAAAACCAGGAAUUGUGUGGACUCCAGAGAAACGAAACCUUUUCCCUGCUACACAAGCUUCUGCUUGAGGAUUCUCACUGAUCUAGUUUGGCUGAAGCUGUAGAGGAGCAAAUAUUUACUUUUCUUUUCUGUCAAAGCAGCAGAGCAGUUUCUAUUAAAGGUAUAAAGUAUCUGCAAAGAAAUGGCUGAAUCUGCAGCGAGUCGGUAUGAGGAUCAGUUCAUCUGUUCAGUGUGUUUGGAUCGGCUGAAGGAGCCGGUGACGAUUCCCUGUGGACACAGUUACUGUAUGAGCUGUAUUACUGACUGCUGGGAGCAGAAGGAGCAGGAGCCGCAGUACAGCUGUCCCCAAUGCAGAGAGAGCUUCAGUCAGAGACCUCUCCUGAAGAAGAACACUCUGAUAGCGGAGAUGAUGGAGACGCUGCAGAAGACGUCUCUACAAACGGCUGCUGUUUACUGUGAUGUUUGCACUACAGAGAAGAGCAGAGCUGUAAAGACCUGUCUGCAGUGCUUGGCCUCCUUCUGUCAAACUCACCUGCAGCUUCACUAUCAAUCUCCUGCGUUUAUGAAGCACAAACUAGUCCAAGCCUCCAGAAACAUUCAGGAGAACAUCUGCCACAAUCAUGGGAAACUUCUAGAGAUUUACUGUCAGGAUGAUGAUCAAUGCAUCUGUUGCUUGUGUACUGAUAAUCAUGAAGGACACAAUGUUGUGUCUGUGGAUUCAAAAUGGACAAGUAAAAAGAAAGAAUUAAAGGAGAUAAGCAUGACGUGUGAAAAGCUGAUCCAGGAGCGUGAGAGAGGUCAGCAAGAUCUCAGUGAAGCUGUGAAUCUUCUAAAAAGUUCAGCAGAAGAGGCCGUGGAGGACAUUGAGAAGGUCUUCACUGAGCUCAUCUGCUCUCUGGAGAAGAAACGCUCUGAGAUUAAAGAGCAGAUCAGAGAUCAGGAGAAGACUGAGACAGAUCGAGCAGAGAAACUUCACAAACAUCUUGAUCAAGAGCUGACUGAACUCAGAAAAACACAAGCAGAGAUUGAGAAACUUCUGAACACUGAUGAUCAGAUCCAUUGUCUGAAGAGCUGUCAGUCUGUGUGUGUUUUACCCACACUGGAAGAUGUUCCCAGCUUCACUCAACACACUCAUCUGUCUUUUAAAGACAUUUCAAUCUCAGCAUUCAGAGAAGUUUUGGAGGACGUCUGUCAACAACAAACAGCCAGAAUAUCUCGUGAAGUGUCGUGUGUUCAUGUUGUAAAGCCUCUAGCGCCAAAGACUCCAGAUGAUUUUUUGCAGUAUUUCUGUCAACUUCACCUGGAUCUAAACACUGCACACAAAAACCUCAAACUGUCAAAAGAUAACAGGAAAAUAUCCUAUUCAAAUGUAGUCCAGCAAUAUCCUGAUCACCCAGAGCGAUUUGAUACAUCUCCCUACAUCAUGUGUAGAGAGGGUUUGUGCGGUCGCUGUUACUGGGAGGUUGAGUGCAGCGGUAAAGACUGGGCUGUAGCAGUUUGUUACAAAGGAUUUGUUCGUAAAGAAAACAGUGGGGCCUGUAAUCUUGGCUUAGACAAAACUUCCUGGAGAUUUUCCCACAACUAUUUCAGUCAUGACGAGAAAGAAGUCUCAAUCCCUGCUCUCCUCUCCUCUAGAAUAGGAGUGUAUCUGGAUCACAGAGCAGGAACUCUGUCCUUCUACAGCGUCUCUGACACAAUGACUCUCCUACACAGAGUCCAGACCACAUUCACUGAACCCCUCUACCCUGCAUUUUAUACUUAUAUUAAUUCAUCUGUCAGGAUCAUAGAGCGGAGCACAGGAGAGCUUAGGUAGACCGUUGAUUACAAUUUAGAUUUUGAAUUCUUAAAAUAAGUAUGUACAAAUUAAUGCAUGUAAUCAAUAUGUAGUUUGGCAUGAACAAAAUGCAUGAAAUUUCUUAUUAAGUGUAAACAAUAAAGAGGCCUAAAGAAAUUAGACAGAAGAAAAUAUUGCAGUUUAUCAUUACAUUUUCUAAAAUCAGAUUUUAAAAUAGCUGUGUGUGUGUGUGUUCUCUUCAGCAAGGUUGUUAUUUACUGCAUCAGUUUAUUAUCAGGUCGCAGUGUCAGAAUAAGUGAAAAAAAUGUCCAGCUGCAGAAUCUUGUUGACUAUAUAUUUACAUCUCACAUUGUUGGGAAAAUAAUAAUUUUUUGUGCAUCACACAUGUAAUAGAUUUUUCUGUUGCUAUAGCUACUUAAAGGACCUUCUUAUAAUGAGACUAAUUCUAAACUUUAAUAGUCAACAUUGUUUCAAAUUUUGCAUUACUUUUCAAAGGAUAAUGGUUAACUUUGCAUUCACUUUAUUUUUUUUAAAGUGUUUCAUAAGUACGUUUUCUGAUGGUGUUGAAAAACUGUUGACACUGUGAAACUUUAUAAAAGAGCUGCAUUUAAACAAAAAAACUGUCAACUGUCAGUGUGUACUGUAGUACGUUUGUGUGUUUAAUUGAAAAUUUUUGUAUGCUUUUCCUUGGCUAAAUGCAUCAUUAGAAUUGUAAUGAACUUGAUCAAAACCAAAUUAAAUAUUGCA